AUGAUUCCCGGAAUUUCUGGUUCAAGCUCAGAGAGCUUAUUUGUAGCAGACAAUAUUGAUGCUAGUGACAAUAUCGAUCGUAACCUUGAUACGGAGCUCGAACUGCUAACUAUGAUGAAUGCUAUGAAUGCGCUAACUAUGGAUAUUAAUCCAGCUAGCAUUAAUAAGGGAUCCAUAUAUUCCAGCAUGAGCUGCAUAAGAUGGCUGCAGAAGGUGAGGAUUGAGGAAGAAUUUAAAGCGGAAGUAACCUCAAUUAGCAGGACUAAUCACAAAAAUCUAGUUCAAUUCAUGAGCAAUGGCUCUCUUGCAAACUUUCUGUUUGAAAAUUCGAGGCCCAACUGGGACAAAAGACCGCGGAUUGCAUUUGCAACAAUUUACUUGGUUUCAAAAUUUUCCCCAAACAGGCACAGCACUUGCUCCAAUACCGUAUUUCCUCCAACUGGGUUUCAAAAUUUUCCUCCAACACUUGGUUUCAAAAUUUUCCCCAACCGGCACAGGCAACAACAGCAAGAACAUGCUCCAUAG
Fraxinus pennsylvanica is the source of this 525-nucleotide messenger RNA. NCBI's taxonomy places the organism in Eukaryota, Viridiplantae, Streptophyta, Magnoliopsida, Lamiales, Oleaceae. The record is from the annotation of a GenBank genome assembly.